Messenger RNA from Hansenula ciferrii, 765 nucleotides. RefSeq lists its product as uncharacterized. Lineage: Eukaryota; Fungi; Ascomycota; Saccharomycetes; Phaffomycetales; Wickerhamomycetaceae. The record is from RefSeq and is a predicted model, not a curated record. The transcript has a single exon. The coding region runs from base 1 to 765 and encodes 254 amino acids.
AUGAGUGAACAUUCAAACUCCAUUGAAAUUGUGUUAAAUGAAAAUCAAAGGCUUCGUGCUGAGGAUAAAUCAUCCUGUAAUAUCCAAAGAUAUUUAUCAGUUAAGUUUCCCAAGUUACCAAAUGCUCCCUUGAAAGACUUCAAAACUAUGCCUUUCGUUGUUCAAAACAAAAUGAGUUUGGGAGAUAUAUACAUUUUGAAUGAAACCAAUCAAAGCUAUAAAGUUGUUUCGAAAGAUCAAGAUCAAUAUGGAAACAGAGCUUUUUUCCACUUCUAUUUUGAUCAAUAUAAAGGAAUUAAAAUUAUAGACCAUGGCUCUAUUAGUUUAGAGUGUGAACAUGAUGAAAUUCCUGGAGCAGAAGAAAUAGAAAGUGAUGUUACAACUCCGUUCUCUGAAUUAACAAGAGAAACUACUUUGGAUACUGAAGUAGUUGACACUCCAUUAUCAAGUAAUACAUCCCAAGGAACAGCUACUAAUGAAAUUUCAAGAGUUUUAGCUUCAAAAUCUAUCUACAACCCACGUUAUACUUCAAUAAAACCUUUUGCAAUUUACUAUACAAACCAAGAAUUAAAUAUGGGAGGAUAUGAAAAAACCAUGUAUGAUUGUAUUGAAGGUAGCUCAAAAAGUGAGAAACUUGAAAAAAUAUUUAUUGGAAGCUCAGUGUAUACAUCACCUCCUACUCGAGAUGAUCCACGCCCUGUCGCAUUUUAUAUUUUUAUCCUAAUCAUAUUAAUUAUCAUAGCAGAUGGAAGAAAAUCUUUAUAA